AUAUACCGUGAAUUGUCAUCGGACGGACGGAAGUCGAUACAGGCCGCAGGUGUAACCGAUUUAUUCCAAAUCAAGCGAUAUAUACACACAGCUUCUUGUAUCUACAAUUACCCUAAUUUACAUUACUGCCGCAGCUCAAGUUAUUUGUUGUUUUUGUCGCGUGAUUUUCGGUAGAAUGAGUGGGAAGGAAAGAGAUUUUGAGAUAGAGCAUGCUGGGAAGAGGAGGAAGAUGGAGGAUACAGGUUCCGUGGUGUGCCGUGAUAUUGAUCACGGUAAAUGUAAACUGGUAGAGGAUUCGUAUGUUGAGAAUGAUGAGGACUCGGUCUGUGGGAGUGAAUUGAAGGGAGAUGGUGAAUUAGUGCACCGGGAUGGAGAUUCGUGUGUAUCGGGGAAUGUGUGCAAGGACAUUAUUCCGUGUGGCUCGAAGAGUGAUGGAAGUAUUUGCGGUGAUGGAGAUCAUAGAGUAACCUUCAUUGAUGCUGCUCGUGAUUCUACUGUGGAGGUGAAGUCUGUUUCUGAAGGUUUGGGGAACGGCGGUCAGGUAGAUGGUGAUGAUGUUUCUAGAGAAAGAAACAGUUCUUCGGCUGAUCAGAGUAGCUGUAUAGUCUCUGAGCAGACACAUUUAGAUAGUCCUACUAAUGAUUCGGCAGAUCAAAUCUCGGAAAGGAAGAAGCGAGAGACAAUUACGAAAGAUGAAAACAAUGCCCAAGCAAAAUUUGUUGAAACAAAUAAAGAUGGUAGGGAAGAAAAGCCUCAUCUUUGCAAGGGAAUAGAUGUUAGAAAAAAACUUCUCGUCCUUGAUAUAAAUGGACUACUUGCCGAUGUUGUUUCCGCUUCGUCUGUGUCGGAUGAUUAUAAAGCUGACAUCGUAAUUGGCAUGAAAGCAGUUUUCAAAAGGCCUCAUUGUGACGACUUUCUGCAAUUUUGUUUCGAGAGAUUUAAUGUAGGCAUAUGGUCAUCAAGAACAAAGAAAAACAUAGAUCCAAUUCUUGAGCUUCUUCUGGGAGGGCACAGGUCAAAAUUGGUAUUUUGUUGGGAUCAGUCCCAUUGUACUCCUACCGGUUUCAAUACCAUUGACAAUCAAAGAAAGCCUCUAGUAUUAAAGGAAUUAAAGAAAUUCUGGGGGAAAGAUUAUCCUAGUCUGCCAUGGAAUAUUGGAGACUAUGAUGAAUCAAACACCCUUUUGUUAGAUGAUUCACCUUAUAAAGGCUUGAGAAACCCUCCAAACACAGCAAUUUUUCCCAAUACAUACGAGUACAAGAAUUUAAAUGAUGAUUCUCUAGGACCUAAGGGGGAUCUUCGAGCUUAUCUGGAAGGACUUUCCUUGGCUCCUAAUGUCCAAGAAUAUGUUGAGCAUAAUUCAUAUGGUCAACAACCUAUUUCAAGAUCAAAUCCCUUAUGGCCUUUUUACGCAAAAGUCAUGGGAAUCGACUAUACUAAACACAAAGAACCUUCUUGUCAGAACGCAUCAAAAGGUAUAAAUAUCCGGCUGGAAGAAGAAGCUUACAGAGGUACCCGUGGUGACAAUGCUCGCACCCAAUAUAGUGAGCGAAAUACUCGAUCUACAGCAAAGGAUUCAGUUCAAUUAUCAUCCAAGACGAAUCAAUUGUGGAAUUGCAGAGCUGGCAGAACCAAAGAAGCUCGCUACCCACGGAUUCAGCAUACCCAGUUCGGAAUGAAUCGUGGAAGUUUUCGUAAAACGAAGCUUCUUAUUCUGGAUGUCAAUGGAUUGCUUGCAGAUUUUGUUUCAUAUGAACCUCAUGGUUUCAAAGCACACUCUAUGUUAGGAGAUAAAGCAGUUUUUAAAAGGCCGUAUUGUGAUGACUUCCUGCACUUUUGCUUUGAAAAGUUUCAUAUUGGUUUCUGGAUGACAACUUCUAGGAGGAAUGCAGAAUCUAAUCUUGAUUUAUUGCUGGGGCAAGAACUUAAACAAAAUGUGCUUUUCUCUUGGGACAUAUCCCACUGUUGGGGAACAAAUUUUUGUACUCUUGAGCGAACUCAACCAAGAGAUAGACAUAUUUAUUUUAAGGAACUUCAUAAAGUAUGGGAAACAGAUGAGCCAAAUCUUCUACGGUUGAAAUAUGAAUUCAAUCAAUCGAACACACUUUUGGUGGAUAAUUUUCCACACAGUGCCUUGCUUAAUCCACCGCAUACUGCGAUAUUCCCCCCAAGGUACCGGUUUAAGGAUGAAAGCACUGACAAUACAUUAGGACCUGAAGGUGAUCUUCGAGUAUUUCUUGAAGAGAUAGCAGUGGCUGAGAAUGUUCAAGAAUAUGUAAGGAAUAAACCUUAUGGUCAAAGACCAAUCUCAGACGAACAUCCGUCUUGGAACUACUAUGUUCGUGUCAUCAAUGAUACAAGGGCCCGUCAAAAACGUUGCUUAGGAAGAUGGGGGACUCCGACGAAUUUACAAAAAAAUGAGCAACAACAGGAUUGUAGAGCUGGUGUCACCGUUGUCCCUGCCCCAUGGAUUCCACAUUCCUCUUUUGGAAAUAGUCGUGAAGUUUCCUGUAAAAAAAAGCUUCUGAUUCUUGAUGUCAAUGGAUUGCUUGCAGAAUUUGUUUCAAAUUAUGAUACUAACAAAUACAGAGAAGACUCCUUUAUAGGCGAUAGAGCGGUUUUUAAAAGGCCAUACUGUGAUGACUUCCUGAACUUUUGUUUUGAUAAGUUUCAUAUUGGUUUCUGGUUGACUACUACUAGGAGAAAUACAUUAUGUAACCUUAAUUUUUUCUUGGGGAGCGCAACUAAGGAUGUGCUAUUUUCUUGGGACCUAUCCCACUGUUUGGAACCAGGUCAUAAAAUGCUUGAGAGAAGGGAUAGGCCUAUUCUUUGUAAGGAACUCAAGAAAGUAUGGGAGAAUGAUCGACAGUGGAGAUUCAAUUUUGAUCCUUCAAAUACACUUUUGGUGGAUAAUUAUCCAUCCACUGCCUUGUUAAAUCCUCCACACACUGCAAUAUUUCCCCCAAGGUAUAGUUACAAGGAUGAGAAAACUGAUGAUUCAUUAGGCCCAGGAGGCGACCUUCGAGUAUUUCUAGAAGGAUUAGUGUUGGCGCACAAUGUUCAGGAUUAUGUCAAGCACAAUCCAUUUGGUCAAACCCCUAUCUCGGACAAUAUUCCGGCUUGGAAUUACUAUUCUAAGGUGAUUGAAGAUGUAAAAGCUCGUGAAAAAGAUUGGUCGGAAUGGGCUCGAAGAAAUGACCAUAAUAGAACAUGUUAAUGUUAGGUUAAUAUUCCUUAUUUAUUUAUUCUUUCCAAGCCAACAUUAAUGUGCUUGUGUUGUACUUUAUAUUGGGUGAUAGGGGUGAAUUUUAACAAACUGUAUAGUAGAAAUUUUCCGGAUGGUUCCUUGAGUUUGUACAUUGUAGACGUUGUUUCAACUUUGUAAACAAAUCUUUCGAAACAAGCAAUGAAACGAAAAACAGAGAAGAGAACAAAACAGGUCUGUCUA
Molecule: messenger RNA, 3448 nt
Organism: Daucus carota subsp. sativus
Lineage: Eukaryota; Viridiplantae; Streptophyta; Magnoliopsida; Apiales; Apiaceae
Exons: 17
Coding region: 176-3217 (1013 amino acids)
Molecular function (GO): phosphoprotein phosphatase activity
Source: RefSeq, a predicted model, not a curated record